Molecule: messenger RNA, 912 nt
Organism: Thyridium curvatum
Lineage: Eukaryota; Fungi; Ascomycota; Sordariomycetes; Thyridiales; Thyridiaceae
Exons: 2
Coding region: 1-912 (303 amino acids)
Molecular function (GO): nucleotidase activity
Source: RefSeq, a predicted model, not a curated record
AUGCGUGCCCAAUCGAUCUCCGUCGCGGCGACGGCCCUGCUCGCGGCCCACUGCGGCCAGGCAGCGCGGAUCCUCCAGGGCAACGACGACGGCUGGGCCGAGCUGUACGUCCGCUCCUUCAACGACGCCCUGAACGCCGCCGGGCACGACGUCGUCCUGUCCGCGCCCGCCGACAACAAGUCCGGCACAGGCUCCCUCGACGUCGAGCCCAGCCCCCGCAGGGACGCGUGCGAGUACAACAGCUGCCCGGCCGGCACCGGCGCCCCCGUCGGCAACAACGCCACGAGCCCGCGCCUGAACUGGGUCAACGCCUUCCCCGUGACGGGCGUCCGCUACGGCAUCGACACCUUCGGCCCGCAGUUCUGGCAGGGGCGCAAGCCCGAGCUCGUCGUCACGGGCCCCAACGUCGGCUCGAACCUCUGGCUCGCCGUGCCCUUCUCGGGCACCGUCGGCGCCGCCGUCUACGCCGCGCACGAGGCGCGCAUCCCCGCCAUCGCCUUCUCCGGCGCCUCGGACGGCAAGCUCGCCUGGGACGCCUCCCCGCCGCCCCUGCGCAGCCUGCUGUACGCCCAGCUCGCGACGCAGCUGACCGACGCCGUGCUCGCGUCCGGCGCGCCCUACCUGCCCGACGACGUCUUCCUCAACGUCAACUUCCCCAAGGCCGAGGGCGCCUGCACCCGGCCCGCGGCCUUCAAGUGGGUGCUCAGCCGCGUCAACCCGGGCUGGCUGUCGGCGCCCGACGUGCGCCACUGCGGCGGCGCGCGGCUGCCCACCGAGACGGACGUCAGCCACGAGGACGGGUGCUACAUCUCGGUCAGCGUCGGGGACGCCAACGACAAGACGACGGCCUCGGUCGACAAGCAGGCCGUCGUGCUGCAGAAGCUGGGGAGCCUGCUCACUUGUCUGCCCUAG